Messenger RNA from Oppia nitens, 2173 nucleotides. RefSeq names its product sorting nexin-17-like (gene Snx17). The transcript is spliced from 7 exons. Gene Ontology annotation, cellular component: early endosome. The record is from RefSeq and is a predicted model, not a curated record. Bases 267 to 1844 code for a protein of 525 amino acids. Gene Ontology annotation, biological process: intracellular protein transport. Lineage: Eukaryota; Metazoa; Arthropoda; Arachnida; Sarcoptiformes; Oppiidae. Gene Ontology annotation, molecular function: phosphatidylinositol binding.
UUGUAUGUAUGUAUAGUCAGAGUCAGACAGUCAGUCAGUUUGUGUACUAAAUAAUACUAAACUCUAAUAGCAUUACAACCAAACACUUCCCCAUCACUGGACUGACUGAAUGAAUGACAAGACAUAUAUAAUAUUAAUAUAUAUAUCCCGACAAUAAUAGCCAAAUAUGGUGGCCAUCAAUGAGUGUUGACACCCGACGGAAGCGAUGAUAAUGAUUGACAAUAGAUUUAAGACACCAUUAGAUGAUAAUAUGAAAAGAAAAGACAAUGCAUUUCUCCAUUAGUGACACUCAACUCAUUAAAGAGCAAAACAAUUCAUAUGUGACAUACAGUAUUGCCAUCAAUGGUGUACAUCACUGUUCGUUAAGAUACAGACAAUUGUUUAAUUUUCACCAACAGCUGAAGAAGACAUUCGGUACCAAUAGUUUGCCAUUGUUUCCGCCGAAAAGGUUUCUUCCGUUGACGGCAUCGCAAACUGAAGAACGAAGGGCUCAGAUCGAGAAAUACAUACAAUUCGUUAGUCAAGACCAGAGGAUAUCAAACAGUGAACUAUUCAAUGGAUUCUUCCUAAAUGGUCAACAAGAGAGCCAAUCGGUGGCAAUAGAGGAAGUGAUUCUGGAUGUAUAUCAUCCGAAUCUGCACUCCAUUAAAGUGAAAGUGUAUUCAACGGAUCGGACGGAUGUGGUCUUAGAUGCUGUGGCAAAGUCUCUGGAUUUGUCACCGCAAUUGGUUCCCUAUUUCAAUCUAUUUGUUGUCCAACGAUUGGACAGCGAUUGUAUUCCCAAACGAAAACUUCAUAACUUUGAGUCACCUUAUCUAACGAUGAAGACAAUGAAUUCCGUGGACAACAAUCACGUUAUUAUCAUUAGAAAGUCUUAUUGGGAUCCGGUUUUCGAUGACGAUCUCAUCAGCGACAGGAUUGCCAUCAAUGUUCUGUAUUUGCAGACAUUGUACGACAUCGAGAAAGGCUUGAUUGAGGCCAACAAAGAUAUCCGACGACAGUUGUCUUCACUUCACGCCAAAGGUUCCAAACAAGAUUACUUGCAAUUGGCGCGAACUCUCAAGUAUUACGGAUAUAUACACUUUCAGCCAUGUUUUUGUGAUUACCCGCAAAACAAUACUCGAGUAUUGAUAGCGGGCGGCGGUAGAGAAUUAAACCUAAGAGCUUAUACACCAUCGGAACAAAUGAAAGAAUAUAGUUUCCGAGUAACUCGUAUCCGGUGUUGGCGAUUGACCACUUCAUUGCAGGACAAUCUGAACGGCUGUGCGCUCAAUGCCAACGGCAGCGACAGUAAUGGUGUUGGCAGUAGUAGUAGUAGUAGUGGUGGCAGCAGUUGUCAAACAAAUAGUAGUACAUCCACUACAAGAUAUGAGCUUUCAUUUGAAUAUCUUCUAAGUAAAGACCAAUUACAGUGGAUUACAAUAAUCAGUGAUCAGGCUAUUUUAAUGAGCGUUUGUCUACAAGGAAUGGUCGAAGAGUUGCUAAUGAAAAGAAAUGGUAAGAAAUUGUGUCGUCAGGAUAUGACACACAAUAGUGGUUGCGUUAACGGGAAUAAUAAUAAUAGUCGAAGGGGUUCCUGGAGUUAUAUGAAACGAGACGGCAGUAGCCAUCAAAUAUCGCUACCGAGAAGUGUGUCCACUGAUACUGAUCUGACAAACAAUUCAAGUGCCGCCGACUUUCGUAGCCGAGUGAGUAAGUCGUUGUCUUCUUCUUCAUCGACGGCUUCUUCUUCUACAUCGCGUACCAACAGUUCGCACUCCAAUGGUUUGCCUGUAAAGUCGCGACACUUUGUUGAAAACGAUGCCUUCAAUGGUAUCGGUGAUAUCGGUGACGACGACUUAUAAAAAAUAAAGUCAAACCAUUUGUUUUAUAUAUUAACUAAAUGAUAAUUUUUGCAUUCAAUAACUGUUGGUUUUAAAAUAAUGUAAGAGAGAAAAACAAAGUAUUUUUUAAAUUAAUUUUUUAAAAAUAUAAUUAGUAGGUAUUUGCGGCCAUACAUUACAUACAGAUGCAGACACACACACACACACACACACACACAUACGGUACAUAAAAUUAUACAUAAUUUACUGUAAAUUUUAAAGGUAUUUACAGUAGUAUAUAUCCUUGAAAAAUAUCGACAAAAAUAAUUUUAGUUUUUUUUUUUUAAUAAUUAGUUUAGAUCUACUUAUUU